Messenger RNA from Caenorhabditis remanei, 2610 nucleotides. RefSeq lists its product as uncharacterized. Lineage: Eukaryota; Metazoa; Nematoda; Chromadorea; Rhabditida; Rhabditidae. Gene Ontology annotation, biological process: actomyosin structure organization; peptidyl-threonine phosphorylation. Gene Ontology annotation, cellular component: myosin complex; cytoskeleton; cytoplasm. The transcript is spliced from 9 exons. The record is from RefSeq and is a predicted model, not a curated record. The coding region runs from base 1 to 2610 and encodes 869 amino acids. Gene Ontology annotation, molecular function: protein serine/threonine kinase activity.
AUGUCUUUGUACCGUUCGCCAUCCGCUGCUCUUCUGAAGAGCCCGUCGCAAGCCGCGUUCGGCUCACCAUUCGGCAGCAUGUCCGUCGCCGAUCUUGGAUCGCUCACCCGUCUUGAGGACAAGAUCCGUCUUCUCCAAGAGGAUUUGGAGUCCGAGCGUGAGCUCCGCAACAGAAUCGAACGUGAGCGCGCCGAUCUCUCCGUCCAACUCAUUGCUUUGACUGACCGACUCGAGGAUGCCGAGGGAACCACCGACAGUCAAAUCGAAUCGAACCGCAAGCGCGAGGGAGAGCUUCUCAAGCUUCGCAAGCUCCUCGAGGAGUCCCAAUUGGAGUCCGAGGAUGCGAUGAACGUGCUCCGCAAGAAGCACCAGGACGCUUGCCUUGACUACCAAGACCAAAUCGAGCAGCUUCAGAAGAAGAACGCCAAAAUCGACCGCGAACGCCAACGUGUCCAACACGAGGUCAUCGAGUUGACCGCCACCAUCGACCAACUCCAGAAGGACAAGCACACCGCCGAGAAGGCCGCCGAACGUUUCGAGGCUCAGGCCAACGAGCUCGCCAACAAGGUCGAGGACUUGGGCAAGCACGUCAACGAUCUCGCCCAGCAACGUCAACGCCUUCAGGCCGAGAACAACGAUCUCCUUAAGGAGGUCCACGACCAGAAGGUCCAACUCGACAACCUUCAACACGUCAAGUACACCCUCGCCCAACAACUCGAGGAGGCUAGACGCCGUCUUGAGGAUGCCGAGCGCGAGCGCUCCCAACUCCAAUCGCAACUCCACCAAGUCCAACUUGAGCUCGACUCGGUCCGCACCGCCCUUGAUGAGGAGUCGGUUGCCCGUUCCGACGCUGAGCACAAGCUCAACUUGGCCAACACGGAGAUCACCCAAUGGAAGAGCAAGUUCGACGCCGAGGUCGCUCUUCACCACGAGGAAGUCGAGGAUCUCCGCAAGAAGAUGCUCCAGAAGCAAGCCGAGUACGAGGAGCAAAUCGAGAUCAUGCUUCAGAAGAUCUCUCAACUCGAGAAGGCCAAGUCUCGUCUUCAAUCCGAGGUCGAGGUGCUUAUCGUCGACCUUGAGAAGGCUCAGAACACCAUCGCCAUCUUGGAGCGUGCCAAGGAGCAACUCGAGAGACAAGUCGGAGAGCUCAAGGUCCGCAUCGACGAGCUCAACGUGGAAUUGGAGGCUGCUCAACGCGAGCUCCGUGCCGCCAACGCCGAGCUCCAGAAGAUGAAGCACUUGUACGAGAAGGCUGUCGAGCAGAAGGAGGCUCUUGCUCGCGAGAACAAGAAGCUCCACGACGAGCUUCACGAAGCCAAGGAGGCUCUCGCCGACGCCAACCGCAAACUUCACGAGCUCGACCUCGAGAACGCCCGUCUCGCCGGAGAGAUCCGUGAGCUCCAGACCGCUCUUAAGGAGGCCGACGCUCAACGCCGUGACGCCGAAAACCGCGCUCAACGCGCCCUCGCCGAGCUCCAAGCUCUCCGCAUCGAGAUGGAACGCCGUCUCCAGGAGAAGGAGGAGGAGAUGGAGGCUCUCCGCAAGAAUCUCCAAUUCGAGAUCGACAGACUCAUCGCCGCUUUGGCUGAUGCCGAGGCCCGCAUGAAGGCCGAGAUCUCGAGACUGAAGAAGAAGUACCAAGCCGAGAUUGCCGAGCUUGAGAUGACCGUUGACAACCUCAACAGAGCCAACAUCGAAGCCCAGAAGACCAUCAAGAAGCAAUCGGAGCAACUCAAGGUUCUCCAAGCCGCUUUGGAGGACACUCAACGUCAGUUGCAACAAGUUUUGGACCAAUACGCCCUUGCCCAACGCAAGGUCGCCGCUCUCUCCGCCGAACUCGAGGAGUGCAAGACCGCCCUCGACAACGCCGUCCGCGCCCGCAAGCAAGCCGAGGUUGACUUGGAGGAGGCCAACGGAAGAAUCUCCGAUCUUAUCUCCAUCAACAACAACCUCACCUCGAUCAAGAACAAGCUCGAGACCGAACUCUCCACCGCUCAAGCCGAUUUGGACGAGGUCACCAAGGAACUUCACGCCGCUGAUGAGCGCGCCAACCGCGCCCUCGCCGACGCCGCCCGCGCUGUUGAGCAACUUCACGAGGAGCAAGAGCACUCGAUGAAGAUCGACGCCUUGAGAAAGUCCCUUGAGGAGCAAGUCAAGCAACUCCAAGUCCAAAUCCAGGAAGCCGAGGCCGCCGCCCUUCUCGGAGGAAAGCGAGUCAUCGCCAAGUUGGAGACCAGAAUUCGCGAUUUGGAGACCGCUUUGGACGAGGAGACCAGAAGACACAAGGAGACCCAGAACGCUUUGAGAAAGAAGGAUCGCCGCAUCAAGGAGGUCCAACAGCUCGUCGACGAGGAGCACAAGAACUUCGUCAUGGCUCAAGACACCGCCGACCGUCUCACCGAGAAGCUCAACAUCCAGAAGAGACAACUUGCCGAGGCCGAGUCGGUGACAAUGCAAAACUUGCAGAGAGUCCGCAGAUACCAACACGAGCUCGAGGAUGCCGAGGGUCGUGCCGAUCAAGCCGAGAGCUCCCUUCACCUUAUCCGUGCCAAGCAUCGCUCAUCGGUUGUCACCGGAAAGUCCUCCUCCAAGGUGAGUCCUUUUCACUAG